Molecule: messenger RNA, 556 nt
Organism: Gastrolobium bilobum
Lineage: Eukaryota; Viridiplantae; Streptophyta; Magnoliopsida; Fabales; Fabaceae
Exons: 4
Coding region: 78-425 (115 amino acids)
Source: RefSeq, a predicted model, not a curated record
ACACCUUUCUUUCUUUUUUCAUUUACACUUUUGUUUCUUUCUUUGUUUUCUUUGUUGGUGCCAAGUUCCGAGUUCCAAUGGGUUGUGUUGGAUCAUCACAGUCCAAGACAAAUGGGGAGGUAACAAAGCUCCGAAAGCCUAAGCCUUGGAGGCAUCCUCAACCAAUAACAAGGACUCAUCUAAUGCAGUUGCGAGAAGAAUUUUGGGAUACAGCUCCUCAUUAUGGUGGCCGGAAAGAAAUUUGGGAUGCUCUUCGAGCUGCUGCAGAUGUUUCUGAUCGAACUUUAGCACAAACUAUUGUGGAUAGUGCUGGUAUCAUUGUCCAGAAUAAUGAUUUGACAGAAUGCUAUGAUGAAAGAGGAGCAAAAUAUGAGCUACCAAACUACGUUUUGAGUGAGCCAACUAACCUGAUUCGGGGCCGUUGAUAACAGAGGAUAAAUAGUAUAAGUAAUCAUUUGCGGGAAAGUGAUGUAAAUCAUGUAUAUAAUGCAAUGUCGUUAGUUUGGUAACUCGCACUAACAACUCUUAUCCCUAUCCAUAUGCACUCACUUCUAAC